AACUUUUAGCCUGCUUGACAAGAGAGGAGGAGAGAAGGCAGAGUGGAAUCAGGAGUCACCUCAGCAGCUCAUAUCCAGGAGGACUUCUGGCAGAUAGCACUGCUCAGAUCAAACUCAUAGGGAAACAAUUAGGAAGGCAGAUGUAGGACCUAGAGGAGGAUCUCUGGGCUGUACAAAUGAUCAGAUAAGAGUUGAGUUUACAGGAGAUCUCCUUGACAUUGCUCAAAGGCAGAACGCAUACAAGAGGCAUCAGCUUGAGCUUCCAUCAGAAGUAGUGCAAGAGGACUAUUAAGAGUGACCACAGCACUGGUACUGACCAGUGACCCAGAUCACACCUGGGAAUGCAGCACUGAGCCACGACAUGGAGCGGAUUAAAGUUCUAGACCAGCUGUUGCCAGAACUGAAUGUACUACUGAAGCUUCUAGACCACGAAUUCCUGAGCGCCACCACUAGAGAGAAACAAAGUGCAGUAUGCAAUAUCCUGCGCCAACUGCAGCCAUCUCCUGGAGAUGAUUUCCAGUACAUGAACACGGCAGUAUACCACAAUGGCACCAGCUUCGUGGAGUCCCUCUUUGAGGAGUUUGACUGUGACCUGCAAGAAUUACGGGACAUGCAGGAUGACUACAGAGAAAUAGAAGGCCAGCCCUCUCCACCCCCACCUGCACCUUGUAUCCCUCCACCACCAUUGCCUACUACUCCGCCACCAGAAGAUUAUUAUGAAGAAGCAGUGCCACUAGGACCAGGGAAGUCAACAGAAUAUAUCACCUCCCGCAAUAGCUCCAGUCCUCCAAAUUCCAUAGAAGACGGAUAUUACGAAGAAGCAGAUAAUAAUUAUCCCUUGACACAGAUCAAUGGAGAGCAGAAACACUCCUAUAAUGAAUCUGAUGGGCUUAGCAGUUCAUAUGAGUCUUAUGAUGAGGAAGAUGAAGAAGGUAAAGCUCAGCGUCAAAUGCACCAAUGGCCUUCACAGGAGGCCUCCUUGCAUCUUGUUCGAGACAGCAGAAUCUGUGCUUUUCUCCUGCGGAAGAAGCGUUUUGGCCAGUGGGCCAAGCAGCUUACCCUCAUAAGAGACAACAAGCUAUUGUGUUACAAGAGCUCCAAAGACCAGCAUCCUCACUUGGAGAUGCCCUUGCCUCUAUGCGGAAUCACUUAUGUUCCCAAGGAUGGGAGACGUAAGAAGCAUGAGCUGCGAUUCUGUCUGCCUAAUUCGGAGCUGCUUGUGUUGGCGGUUCAGAGUCGAGAACAAGCUGAAGAAUGGAUGAGGGUCAUCAGAGAGGCCAGCAGCCCAAGCACAGUGCAGCCACUUGCAUCCCCGGCACUGAGGCAUAAACUAGACCUGGACAAGAGACUAUCCCAUGACAAAACUUCAGAUUCAGACAGCGCGGUCAACGGAGAGAACAGCUCCCCCAGCAGUGGGAAGGAGAACAGGGACAAUGCAAAGUGUCGGAGGACUGGCCUGGCCGAACUGAAAGGGUCUAUGAGUCGAGCUGCAGGGAAGAAAAUUACAAGGAUAAUUAGUUUCUCUAAGAAGAAGCAAUCAGCAGAGGAGCAGCAUACCUCAUCCACGGAUGAAGAUGUCCCCUGCUGUGGUUUCCUGAAUGUGCUUGUGAAUCAGUGCUGGAAGGAGCGCUGGUGCCGUUUAAAGGGACAGACUCUCUAUUUCCACAAAGACCGCAAUGAUCUCCGGACUCAUGUUAAUUCGAUCGCGCUACGUGGCUGUGAAGUGUCACCAGGCUUUGGGCCUCAGCAUCCAUUUGCUUUCCGGAUACUACGUCAAAAUCAAGAAAUCUCUGUCUUAGAGGCCAAUAGUUCUGAAGAAAUGGGUCGAUGGCUGGGUCUUCUACUUGCUCAAACAGGCUCCAAAACCAAGCCUGAGGCCCUGCACUAUGACUAUGUAGACGUGGAGACAAUAGCCAACAUAGUGACCGCUGUUCGGCACUCUUUCAUGUGGGCAAAAUCCUCACACAGUGACAGUAGUGACUCUCGAAUCUAUGAUGAUGUCGCCUAUGAAAAGGUAUAUACUGAUAUUGAAGACCCAAAACGCUCACAAGGAGGAACACAAGUGAAGCGCCAUGCCUCUUCUUGCAGUGAGAAAUCCCGCAGGUUGGACCCUGAAGUUAAAGUCAAACGCCAUGCUUCAAAUGCCAACCAGUACAAAUACGGUAAAACCAGAGCUGAGGAGGAUGCUCGCAAGUUUGUGAAAGAGAAAGAACGUCUGGAAAAGGAGAAAGAAGCGAUCAGAAACAAGUUGGUAGCACUGAGGAAAGAAAGAAGAGAGCUGAAGGAGAUGUUGAAGAAUAGCACAGGAAAGCAGCAGCAAGAUCUAGAGGCAAGAUUAGCCUCAUUAGAAGAACAAUGUAAGGAUAAUGAGAAGAGCCGUGUAGAUUUGGAGCUACAACUUACAGAAGUGAAGGAGAAUCUGAAGAAGUCCCUAGCUGGAGGUCCAUCACUUGGGUUAUCAGUGACGGGCAAAGCAGAGAAUACACAGCCAACAAAAACCCAACAAGAAAAUGAGCGCCCUGUACCUGUCAACAGUGCUGCAGAGCUGAGACACAGAGCCCCAUCCAUAGCGACGACCAACAAAGGAAAGGUGCUCCAAAAGGCCAAGGAGUGGGAAAUGAAGAAAUCAUAAAGCACCGUUAUCUUCUAUAUGAAAAACCAGUUGAACAUGGAGCCAAUGUCAAAUGCAUGUGCCUUAACAGAGUAAAAGUGCAGAGAUGGAUAAAGGCAAGGAAUGUACACUGGACAAACAUUGUGAAAAGUAGAUCUGGCAUCAUAUAAACUCUAAAGGAUGUAUAAAAUCAGUUCUUACAUUAAAACAGGGUUUAAUAUAAAAGAAAUACAUACAAAGGCCUUAACUUGAUGAACUAUGGUCAUUGGAACAUCACAGAGUCCAUAAAUACAAGUUGUGGAAUGUCUACCCUCAAUGGGGAAAGCAAGCGAAUACAUUUGGAUUUUGAAGCAAAAAGAGACAACACCUGAAAAACAGUAUUCUAAACUGUACCAAGAAAAUUUUGGCCAAGACAAAGCCUUUAUAACUGUGAAUGUCUAGAAAAUUGUCACUGAAAAGACUGGGCAGGGAAGGAUGAAAGCUGCAUAUUGAGCUGUUCUAAUUGCUUUCUGUAUAAUGUACAAGUCUAUAAUAUAAAGUAAAGGAAUAUCAUAGACAGAAGGAAAUAUUUAUAGUUCACUGUAUAUGUUCUCCUAAAGAGGAACAUCAGUAUCAUUUUACCUAAUGACCGAUCCAAUACAUCAUGAGCGCUGGGAGUUGUAUUACAAGGCGUUGAGAUGUCUCGCCAAAGUCUCUUCAAUGAGACACGUUCACUUCCAUAGACCGGCCCCAAAGGGAAAAACGGUCUUCAGAUAGCCCAUAUACUAAAUGCUAUAUUCACAUUGAUAUCCAUAUUUUGGAUUUGCCCUUUUGCAAGUUCCAUUGAAAAUAUAUUAGAAGUGAUUUGUAAAAAUGCAUGUGAAGAAGCAUCAGGUCCCAGUUUUUUUAAAUGUGCCUUAGUAAAGUGGUAUUUGUGUGACGGAUGGACAACUAUUGACGUCAUUGUGUUAAGGGAGUGUUCUCAUAAUGCGCUGUCAUGGCCUAUCACUAACAUAAGCUGUAACCGUGUAAUCGGUGGGCAUCAACUUCUGGGACCCUUGAAGACAGAAGAAUAAAUGGACCUAGGUCCCUUCAGCUUAUUCUCUGCAUGGAGGUUCUCCCAUUCACCUGUUGUGUGGUAGUUCCUUACAAGGUGGGUAUGGAUGAGGGUCGCUGUUUAGAGAAAAUCUAUUAGGGAGCUGCAGUGCUUUACUAGUGCUGAGGCCCCUUUAUUCUAAGAGCCCUUUUCGACUGAGAAAUAUCCUGCCCAAUAAUGAGUGCCGGUUGGUUGGCACUCAUUAACUGCAUGUCCAUGCAGCAAUCAAUGCUCUGCAUGAGGACGAUCCAUCACCACAUAAAUAAUCCAACCAAAGUGUUUGCUCGUUAGGUGAUCGGCAGCAUGUUAACAUGGGUCAAAUAGCCGUGUUAUAGGCCCCUUAGCAGCAGUUGGGGUCCCUGCAGUCGGACCCCACUAGUCAAGAACCACAACCAUGGUGUAUAUGAUUUUGAGAGUUUAUGAUAUGUGAUGGAGGACUGAGAAAGUGUCGAGAACUUGGAUCAUAAUGUAUAGAAUAGUGUGAAGGAACUCCCCCAAAAGAGCCCCCUUCUUGUCUGCAUAUUGUGCCAUUGUACAAAGAGCUAUAUGCACUUUAUGAGUCUUCCAAAUGUUUUUCAAUAAAAGGACAAUGUACAGAA
This is a messenger RNA of Bufo gargarizans (Asiatic toad), 4285 nucleotides long. RefSeq names its product actin filament associated protein 1 like 1 (gene AFAP1L1). The record is from RefSeq and is a predicted model, not a curated record. The transcript is spliced from 18 exons. Lineage: Eukaryota; Metazoa; Chordata; Amphibia; Anura; Bufonidae. Gene Ontology annotation, cellular component: cytosol. The coding region runs from base 362 to 2632 and encodes 756 amino acids. Gene Ontology annotation, molecular function: SH3 domain binding.